Messenger RNA from Sorghum bicolor (sorghum), 556 nucleotides. Its product is annotated as 60S ribosomal protein L29-1. Gene Ontology annotation, cellular component: cytosolic large ribosomal subunit; ribosome. The record is from RefSeq and is a predicted model, not a curated record. The transcript is spliced from 3 exons. The coding region runs from base 163 to 345 and encodes 60 amino acids. Gene Ontology annotation, biological process: cytoplasmic translation. Gene Ontology annotation, molecular function: structural constituent of ribosome. Lineage: Eukaryota; Viridiplantae; Streptophyta; Magnoliopsida; Poales; Poaceae.
GAGCCGAGUACAAAAAUGGGCUUGAGAGAGUUCCCCCUAGUCUAUAUAAAGCCAGCCUCGAAGCACCGUCGCUCCCGAAACCCUAACUCUCUUCACGCCGCCGCUGACCUGCCCCCUCGCCCCGACGCCGGUGACUAGGAGCAGGAGCAAGAGGGAUUCGGAAUGGCCAAGUCGAAGAACCACACGGCGCAUAACCAGUCGUACAAGGCGCACAAGAACGGCAUCAAGAAGCCCAAGCGCCACCGCCAGACCUCCACCAAGGGGAUGGACCCGAAGUUUCUGAGGAACUUGAGGUACUCAAGGAAGGGCAACAAGAAGAGUGGUGAGGCUGAGGCAGAGGAGUAAGAUGGGUGGUGGCUGAGUUUGUGGCGACAAAUGCAUCUCUUGUAUCACUAGAGUUUUAGUUGUGAACUUAUUUCUCACUUCUGUAUCAUUAAAGGAGACCUAAAGUUGGUACAAUAGUGUUUUUUUCGGUCUUGUUGCCUAUCUGGAAUUAAUUAAAACCAUCAGUUGUCCUUUUGCGAAUUGGGCACUUGAUGUGUCAUUUUCUGUUCUC